GAUACAAAUAUGCCGAUGAGCAGCGCCAUUUUUGCUUAUGCGCGCCAGAUUUUGAACAUUAAUUUUCGGCGCCGUUUCAUGGAUUUAUUACACGAUGCCGCUCCUUUCUAAGCGUAUAUUCAACUGUGUGAAACCUCUGUCGGAUGUCAGACCCGAUGAGAAAAUAUAUACCAUUCCUCACACGAAAGAACAACUCCGUUCUCAAGAGGAAUAUGAAAAGCGUCUGCAGCUUUACAAGAAAAGGAUCUGGACAUGUCAGAGUACUGGGCAUGUAAAUCUGACUCAUGAAGAAGCUUGGAACUCUGAGAAGGCAGUUCUUAAAACAUUGAAGGAACAGUUUGCUCCCUGUUAUGACAAGCCUGUUCUGGAACUAGUCCAUCACAGUACAAAGUCAUUGGAUACCUUAGUAGAUGAAGCAUGGCUGGUGCUACAGCAAGUUCUUGUUGUAGGGGAGAGAGUCCUUUUAAAGGUCAAAUCUGGUGGAAAAUCGAUGAAGGCAGUUAUUGUGAAGGUUGAUCCAGCUGGAUACGAGGGAAAUCCAACCAGUAACUGUAAUUCUCCAUCAAGUGACAAAGAGAACAAAGACAAUAACUCCUCAUCUCCAAAGAAAUGGGUCCCGCCAAAAUUGUUACCUUACAAGUACAGUAUCCGGUUUGAAAAUGAAGACAGUGUUAUACAUUCUGUACCUGCAAAUGAUUUAAGUCGCGGUGAUAAGCCACCAUCAAAAGAGUUGUUGCGAUUAUUUAUUCGCACAUAUGCUGUAAGGGCAGGGCAUACACCAAACAGUCCAUGGAUCGUUGAUGAUGCUCAAGUAAAGAAAUUGGACCUUCAAAGCAAAUUUGCAAGUUUUCUUUUGUCUCCUGUAAAGUGGAAAGCGGAUGAAAUUGCUAAGAAAAUUGACGAGGAAAUAAAAAGCAUCAAAUCUGCAAGUAAAGCUUCUCCAAGGAUAAAAACAAAAAUGGAUGCCAAGGAAGAAAAACGCAAAGAAAAAGCAAAAAAAUCUAUCUCAAAAAUGGAAAAGAAAAGUGAAAAACUGAAGCAGCAGAAAGAAAAACAGGCAAAGAAAAAUGAAGUGACUGAGUUAGACUCUUCAGAUGAUUCUUCUGGUGAGGAAUCAGAAAAUGAAGACAAUAAAGAUGCAGUCAUUGUGUCUGAUUCAGAUGCGGAUUCCGAUACACCGCUCUCGGUUGUUAAAACUCAAUUGACGCCAAAGAAAAAAUCUAGUGAUAGUAGUUCGGAAAAAUUGGAGAAAGUAAAAAAGAAGAAAGCUGUGUCGCUUGCAGAUUUACAAAAACAGUUGAAAUCUAAAAAUAAAGAAGGUAAAUUGAAAAAGCCAUUGACUUUAGCAGAUUUGAAGAAACAGAUGGAGAAAAAGAAAAAUAAGAAAUUGGACAAGGAAAAGAAAAAGUCUAAGAAGGGGCAGGACCCCAAACAAAUGACUUUACUUGAUUCCUUGAAAAAGAAAGGUUUGAAAACGCCAGAAAAGAAAAUGAAAAGUCUCAGUAAACAGAACAGUCCAUUGAAAAUGCAGAAAACACCAGACAUGAAGAAGAAAUUGAUGAGCCCUCCAAGGACGCCUAUUGUUGUUCAGAAGUUGCAGCAAGCUAUUAAAAAGGAGGACAAAUCUCUCAUUGGUUUGUAUUCAACACAAGCAGCAAAGGUACUCACAAAUGGUCAGAGGGAGAAACUUGGCAGUGAGGUGAAAGAGCUGGUCAUGAAGAAAUAUAAUCUCCUACAAGAGAAGCUGAAGUUAUCUAAGAUGACAGAAGAAGAGAAGAAAGCUUACUUGGAAAAGAGAGCACAGCAACGUAGAGAAGAGUACAGGAAAAAACUGAAACAUUCCAGAAAGAAAUUUGAGGACACAUGCCUUGACCUGAAGGCAUUACCACCUCCAAAGCUGGUUGUUACCCCUGAUGGCUUACCAAAUGAAUUAUUUGGAGAUGUUACCAUGGUUACAGAGUUUAUAUCCUGUUAUUCUGGACUCCUUAUGCCAGAUGAUGAGUACCCCAUAUACACAGAGGCCCUUAUGAAAGCAUUGGCAGCUGGUAAAGAUGGUUUCACAUAUUUAUGUCGGACACUUACAGUGUUGUUACAGACUUUACUCCAAGAUCAGAUUGCAGAGGAUUAUGAAGAGUUGAAAGUUCCACUGUCUGAUAUCCCAGUCAACCCUUGCACUUGCUCCGAGCUGGUUAGAUUGUGUUUGCGACGACAAGAUGUUACUGAUGACAAAAGUGAUACAAGUUACAACUCUGAUGAGGUUGGGGAGGGAGAAGUGCCUGAUGACUUGAUCCAGUUGUUGGAAACACAGGAGUUGUACCAGUUGGAAGCAGAGCAAAAACUGGCAAUACUGAAAGGUCUGUGUGAGAGAAUAAUGGGAACAUACUCUGUGCAGGAUUAUAUGGAGGAAAAGCAACAAGAAUCUGCUGGCUUGUGGAGACAGCAGAUAGCUAAGUGGAAGGAAGAGAAGGCAAGCCAACAAGCAAAGAAAGCUGAGGAGAAACAGAAGAAGGAAAAUGAUAAAGAAGUUCAGGAUGAUAAAAAGAAAGCAAAACCAGAGAAAGAGAAAGAGAAAGAUGCUCCCACCAACAACACAUUACUGACUCAGUUUUACGGUAAAAAGGAUGAGGAUGGUCAGACUUCCGGUGACAACAGUGAGACCCCUAUGGAUGUUGAAGAUGAUGAUGUUAUAUCAAAAAUCAAAAGACGUCGUCUCACAGCUGCACAGGCGCUGGAGGAAAGAAGGAAAAAAGAUUUAGAAGACAAAAUCAGACGAGAAAAGGAGCAAGAAAUACUUAGACAACAGAAGGAAAAAGAACAAUUUGAAAAGGAUUUCAAUGAAGGUGUUCUCUUGGCCAAAAUAACACAGAGACAGACACCUGUUGGUACAGAUAGGAAUCACUCGCGAUACUGGGUCUUCUGUGAUGUUACUCCUGGUGUAUUUGUUGAAAAAGGUUGGGUAGGUGAGGAGAUUGAAUAUACAUGUAAGAAAGACACAGAUGAUGACAUUGAGUCCUCAAGCUCAUCCGAGGAUGAAGAUGAGGCAGAAGGCGAGGAGGGAACCAAUGCAGCUGGUACCCAUAAGAAAAACAAACCACCUAAGGUGGUGAAAUGUGUUGAUACCACGUUUCCCCAUGUUGGUCAAAAUCUGUGGUUUACAUAUGACAAACAGUCUGCAGUAAAUGAUCUCAUUGACGCACUCCACCCACAGGGGUCCAGAGAAAGCGUUCUGAAAAGGGAACUUGUAAAAAGACAAGCAGAUAUCACAAAAGCGAUAUAUAGACAACAAAGAUCCAAUCUGGAACUUCGUGAUUGUGAUGGUGAUAAAGAAAUGAUAGAAUCUUUGAAAAAGGAAUUAUUGGAAACUGAACUAAGAUUACGAAAUGGUGGUUUAGGUGGUGUUGACGAUUUCCCAACCUGGAACACAAAACUGGAAACAGCAGUUGAUGUCUCUACCUUGGGUGACUGUUUACUGGAGUGCCAAGAAAAUGUGUUGGAGAAGUUCCGUGAUGGUAUCAUGGUUAUAAAGAAGAAGAAAAAUGCAGCUGUGAAAGAGGAAGAUGAGGAAGAAGAAGAAGAGAAGUUGGAGGCUCCUGGCAUUCAGCACUGGCGGGAAGCUGUCAAAUCAUGUGGAACAUUGUCUCGUUUACAUGUCUUGCUGGGCAUACUUGACUCAUGUAUAAAAUGGGAAAAGUCUGCAGAAAAUGCUAAAUGUAAGAUCUGUCGAAAGAAGGGACAAGAAGAUAAAUUGUUGUUAUGUGAUGACUGUAAUCAGGCUUUUCAUAUUUACUGUCUACGUCCAGCAUUACCAUGUGUACCGAAAGGAGACUGGAAAUGUAUUGGUUGUGCUCCAUUAGCAAGGAAGCGUGUGAUUGAUGUCCCUGGUAAAUAUCAUGAAGAUUCAGAAGAUGACGAGGAAAUUAAAGAAGCAAAAACAAAGAGUAUAAAACAUGAUGAAACUUGUCUCGAAUGCGGGGGUGAUGAGAGUUUAAUUCUGUGUGCUGAGUGUCCGUCUGCAUAUCAUUUAGAAUGUCAUGAUCCACCAUUGAGACAUCCACCAAGGGGACGAUGGGUAUGUAAUGACUGUAAGAAUGGUGUUAAGAGAAGAACUCGGAGAGGGGCAGUAAAUCAAGAUGCCAGAAAAAGAGGUCGACCAGCAGCAAAGAGAAAACGUUACGUAGAAUCCAGUGAGGAGGAAUCUUCGGGAGAAGAAACUGAGGGGAAUGACAACGAUGAGGAUGAGGAGACCGAGGACGAGGAUAGCAAACCUCCACCCAGAAAGGCAGCUCGUACAUCUAAGGGUAGAGCCGGUAGACCACCAGGUAGAAAACCUAAAAAUGCUAAAUCGGAGUCGCCACGGAAUGAAGUUGGCAGGCCAAAGGGAAGGAGGUCUGCACCAUCACCUGAGCCUGUGUACGAAACUAAACCAAAAGUAUCAAGGAGGGCACCUUCUGAGUUAUCACUCAUAGAAGACAUUAUCAACAAGAUGUUAGAUUUCAAGUCGGCAUGGCCUUUCUGGCAUAAUGUCAGCAAAAGAGACGUACCGGAUUACUAUGAUAUUAUAAAGCAGCCAAUCAGCUUUCAGAAAAUCAAAGAUAAGUUGAACUGUCUUGUGUAUGGUUCACCACAGGAGGUCAUAGAUGAUGUAGCCCUUGUGUUUAGAAAUGCUGUGGAAUAUAAUAAGGUUGGAAGUGAAGUUUAUGAUUGCAUUGACUUGUCGGAGAAAUACUUCGUGGAUCUAAUGAAAAAGUACCUUCCCUUUUAUGCUUACAAUCGUGACUGUAAAUCAAAUGGUUACGGUGAUCAUAUGUACAGUGACGAGGGACGAAAAUCACGGAAAAGCAAAUAGUUUGGAUAAUUCCUCCCUGUCAAUGGAUUUUAAUGAGUGGAUUUAUCAUGAAAUGUUCGGAUAAGCAAAUGACAAGCUUUUUCAUUGUCACAAGAUUUUAAUGUUUUUGUUGAGUGGUUGAACUGUGAUCAUGACACGCUUAACUGCUUGUCCAGUAAAGGAAAAGCAGUAUGAGAGUGGAGUACUUUUGUCAUUGAUACUGCUCACAGUGCUUCAUCAUUAGUAUAAAUUCUGCUGAAAAAAAAAAUGAAAUAAUGUCGAACAUACUUAACAUGAUUAGCAGAAUAUUGGACAUUAAAGGGGUGAUAUUUUAGAAUGUUUUGUUGGGCCUAGAUGUACUCAACACUCAACCGAUUAAACUCCGAACCUAAAAUACUUACCUCCCUCAUAGUACGGGAAAGAUGUGUUUAAAAAGUGUGAUGAACAAGGAUAUACAUUGAAAUGGCAUUUAUAUGUUGUUAAAAAAAAAGCAUGCUGGCUUUCAUGUUGCAGCAUUUAAACAGGCCGAAAAUCAUGUAUUCAGUGUCAAUUAUCUUCAAAUUAGACUUUUAUUUUGAUUUAUGACUUAGCCAUUACUUGCAGCUAGACUUAAUUUGCCUAAAAUGUUCCUAAAAAAAAAGCUUAAACUGUUAAAGAGUUAAACAAGGAUGAAAUUUUUAUUAAAAGAUUAUGAUGUUAACUGUUUUUAUCAAGAAGACAGUGCUGUCUGAACUAUUUCUGGGAUUAUUUUAAAUAUCCUUAAAAUUUAAAAUGAUAUAAAUCCAUAGAUCCAUUUCAAUUUAUUGUUAUGGUUUAUUAGGAUAUCUUAACAUAUUGCAGAGUUUUUAUUUCUGCAAAACAUUGUUCAGAUGUAGAAAUAAGCACAGAGUUCUUUACAAGAUUUUGAAAAGUGUGAAAAAUAUUAAAAGUACUACAUUAUUGAGGGGCAUCUUUUACAGUUUUAGCAUCUAGAAUUUUUGUGCAGAUUUCCAGUAUAAGGUAUUUCAUAUUUUAGAUAAUAGUGUAAAUAGAAAUAAUUUAUUCUAAUGCACCAUCGUGUCAAUUUUAUUCUGCUUAAAUAAUAAAAUAUCUUGAAAUUAAGUGUUUUAUGUUGCAUUAUGCAUGAUUAAGGUUGUUUUAUAAGUAGCAAAUUAAAGUUGAAAUUGCAGGAGAAUAUAUUUAGUUUUGCAUGGAAAUAAUUUAUGAAUAGUCAACGAGUAUUUGUUGUUAUUUUUAUUUGCUAGUUCAAAGAAUGAAUUAUUGGGGUAGAUAGGGUAUAUUCUGAUUGAGUGCAAGUUUUUUAUAAGAAACAAAACAACACUUGGUUGGUUUCACUGGAGCUUUCCAUCUCUAAGAACUUCUUAUUAUUUUCUUUCCAAAGGUUUCGAAAUUUAUUUUAGAUUGAACUUUAAUAUAUAUAACACAGUAAAAAAAACUGUUUGGAGUUUCACAGUCAGAAGUUAGGUUUCACAUGUAUAUUUGUGAUAUAUUCACUUUAUCCCAUAGAAAAUAAGUACACAAGUUAUAUUUAUGUAUAACUGCAUUUACCACAUAAAAGCAUAUUUAAAGCAGAUCCUUGUGAAAAUUCUGUUGAACAAAAUGGAACAUAUUGUUAAAUAACAGUUGUCAGCUGGAUUUAAGGUCUAGAGUUUUUAUGCCCCUGGCAUCUACUGAUGCGGGAGGCAUAUAGUGAUUGUCCUGUCCGUACGAGGUUAACCAAAUGGUUUCGUCUAGCAUCAAUACCCCUUACUAGAAUGACUUGAUACUAAUGCAGAUGUAACCUGUGACCAUUCCUCAUCUUCAGACAUCACCUGACCUCAGUUUGACCUUGACCUCAUUUUGGACUUUGGUUGCUUUAUAGGGCCAUCUCUUGGUUAAACAAAUGGAACUGUUUCGUCUAGCAUCAAUACCCCUUACUAGAACGACUUGAUACUAAUGCAGAUGUAACCUGUGACCAUUCCCCAUCUUCAGACAUCACCUGACCUCAUUUUGGACUUCGGUUACUUUAUAUGGGCCAUCUCUUGGUUAACCAAAUGGGACCGUUUCGUCUAGCAUCAAUACCCCUUACUAGAAUGUCUUGAUACUAAUGCAGAUGUAACCUGUGACCAUUCCCCAUCUUCAGACAUAACCUGACCUCAGUUUGACCUUAACUUGACCUCGUUUUGGACUUUGGUUGCUUUAUAUGGCCAUCUCUUGGUUAACCAAAUGGGACCGUUUCGUCUAGCAUCAUUACCCCUUACAAGAAUAAAUUGAUACUAAUACAGAUGUAAACUGUGACCAUUCCUCAUCUUCAAACAUCACCUGACUUCAGUUUGACCUUUACCUCGUUUUGGACUUAGGUUGCAAAAUCAAUCGACAAGGAUGCCACCGGGGGCAUCAAGCGUUUAUUGAACGCAGCUCCUUGUUUUUCAAUAUGACUGCUCAAAAUUUUAUUGGAUUUAAAAACAAUUACUUAUCAGCAUGUAUUCUCUGCCCCUGUAUCAUGCUUGGAAGUUGUCAGUCCUUUAUUGUGGAGAUUUUCGGACUUUCAGUUGAAGAUCUGGAGUUCUUUCCUGUGAUUGGUCAAAUGCUCUUGGAUAAAACGAUCGACAAAAGACUAUUUUCUUCAGUCCUUGCCAGUACCCAUCUCUGGAUAUCUGCUGACUACCAUUCUAAUGGGUUGGAGUUUUUUUUAUAACAUUAGUAAACAGAGUUGAAAGCAGCAAACAUUCUUCCUUGUAUGAGGAGAAGUUGAUACAGCCUUCUGCGGAAUAGUUCAGUUCUGCAGAGAAAUCCUCAUGAUCAAAAUAUUUUACCAUAGUACAAAUCUAUUUCUUGAAGUAUCUUACCCAUUGGUUCUUACAUAAUGGUUUUACAGGGAUCUGAUUUAAAUGGUGCUGUAUUAUCUUACUAUUGUGAAUGUAUUGUGGUCACAGAAUCCUGUUGUUUUUGUGAUUUAUAUGCUGUACAUUGUUUGCUUGUAAUGUAGGAUUAUGUCAUAAAAAGUGAAGAAAAAAAUAAAAGAUAAAAAGAUA
Mercenaria mercenaria is the source of this 7839-nucleotide messenger RNA. RefSeq names its product tyrosine-protein kinase BAZ1B-like. Gene Ontology annotation, molecular function: histone H2AXY142 kinase activity; protein binding. The transcript has 32 exons. Bases 95 to 4846 code for a protein of 1583 amino acids. Gene Ontology annotation, cellular component: WICH complex. Gene Ontology annotation, biological process: chromatin remodeling. The record is from RefSeq and is a predicted model, not a curated record. Lineage: Eukaryota; Metazoa; Mollusca; Bivalvia; Venerida; Veneridae.